Molecule: messenger RNA, 4513 nt
Organism: Condylura cristata (star-nosed mole)
Lineage: Eukaryota; Metazoa; Chordata; Mammalia; Eulipotyphla; Talpidae
Gene: PAN2
Product: PAN2 poly(A) specific ribonuclease subunit
Exons: 26
Coding region: 340-3939 (1199 amino acids)
Biological process (GO): mRNA processing; nuclear-transcribed mRNA poly(A) tail shortening
Cellular component (GO): P-body; PAN complex
Molecular function (GO): nucleic acid binding; poly(A)-specific ribonuclease activity; protein binding
Source: RefSeq, a predicted model, not a curated record
GCCCUAGGGUUAGGUUGAACCUGGUUCGCGGAGGAGAAUUAGGGAAACUGGAAUUUCCCGUGGAGUUGACGGCGUUUGUUCUCUCCUCCUCGUGUUAAUUCCACGCGCUCCAAAAUAUCCGCCAUGGAGAAAUCUUGGUAAUGAUUCAAUGCCCCUCUGCGUCCCAGGAACACAUCCGACCCUUGCCCCGAGCCCUCCCCGCCGACGGGGGAGAAUUCUGGGCCAGGAUGUCCGUGGUAGCCUUCGCUGAUGCUGUCCUGCGGAGGGUCGGGGCAGGCUUCUAAGGGGGCUGUGGCAAGGAAGGGCGUGACUCAGGUUUAAUCUGCCGUCAUCGUCAUCAUGGACUUCGAGGGUCUGGACCCUGGGCUGGCAGAGUACGCCCCUGCCAUGCACUCUGCCCUGGACCCUGUGCUGGAUCCCCACCUGAACCCCAGUCUGCUGCAGAAUGUGGAGCUGGACCCCGAGGGAGUGGCUUUGGAGGCUCUUCCGGUCCAGGAAUCAGUGCACAUAAUGGAAGGUGUCUACUCUGAGUUGCACAGCGUGGUGGCGGAAGUGGGCGUGCCUGUCUCGGUCUCCCACUUUGACUUGCACGAGGAGAUGCUGUGGGCGGGAAGCCAUGGGGGCCACGCUACUUCGUUUUUCGGCCCCGCCUUGGAGCGCUAUUCCUCCUUCCAAGUCAGCGGCAGCGAUGACAUUCGGCAGAUCCAGAGCCUGGAGAACGGGGUCCUUUUCCUCACCAAGAGCAACCUCAAGUAUAUGGCUCGUGGGGGCCUCAUUAUAUUUGACUACCUGCUGGAGGAGAGCGAGGACAUGCACAGCCUCCUGCUGACGGACAGCAGCACGCUGCUCAUGGGAGGGCUGCAGAGCCACAUCCUGGAGAUUGACCUUAACACCGUCCAGGAGACUCAGAAGUAUGCAGUCGAGACACCCGGGGUCACCAUCAUGAGACAGACAAAUCGCUUCUUCUUUUGUGGCCACACAUCCGGCAAGAUUUCCCUGAGAGACCUCCGUUCCUUUAAAGUGGAGCAUGAGUUUGAUGCUUUCUCAGGGAGUCUGUCAGACUUUGAUGUGCACGGCAACCUGCUGGCCGCCUGUGGCUUCUCCAGCCGCCUCACCGGCCUUGCCUGCGACCGCUUCCUCAAAGUGUAUGACCUGCGCAUGAUGCGCGCCAUCACGCCACUCCAGGUGCACGUGGAUCCUGCCUUCCUGCGCUUCAUCCCCACGUACACUUCGCGGCUGGCCAUCAUCUCCCAGUCAGGACAGUGCCAGUUCUGUGAGCCCACGGGCCUGGCCAACCCAGCAGACAUCUUUCAUGUGAAUCCUGUGGGGCCUCUGCUGAUGACAUUUGACGUGUCAGCCAGCAAGCAGGCCCUGGCCUUUGGGGACUCUGAGGGCUGCGUUCACCUCUGGACUGACUCCCCCGAGCCUUCCUUCAACCCCUACUCCCGGGAGACCGAGUUUGCCUUGCCCUGCCUCGUGGACUCUCUGCCCGCUCUGGACUGGAGCCAGGACCUGCUGCCUCUCUCCCUCAUCCCUGUCCCACUCACCACCGACACGCUUCUCUCGGACUGGCCGGCUGCCAACUCUGUUCCAGCUCCCAGGCGAGCGCCCCCCGUGGAUGCAGAGAUUCUGCGCACCAUGAAGAAGGUGGGCUUCAUCGGCUACGCGCCCAACCCCCGGACCCGGCUGCGCAACCAGAUUCCUUACCGCCUGAAGGAGUCGGACAGUGACUUUGACAGCUUCAGCCAGGUCACCGAAUCCCCGAUAGGACGGGAAGAGGAGCCCCAUCUCCACAUGGUCUCUAAGAAAUACCGGAAGGUGACCAUCAAAUACUCCAAGCUAGGGCUGGAAGACUUCGACUUCAAGCACUACAAUAAGACCCUGUUUGCUGGGCUGGAGCCUCACAUUCCCAACGCCUACUGCAAUUGCAUGAUCCAGGUGCUCUACUUCCUGGAGCCUGUUCGCUGUCUCAUUCAGAACCAUCUUUGCCAGAAGGAGUUCUGCCUGGCAUGUGAGCUGGGGUUCCUCUUCCACAUGUUGGACCUCUCUCGGGGUGACCCUUGUCAGGGCAGCAACUUCCUGCGGGCAUUCCGUACCAUCCCCGAGGCCUCCGCCCUUGGUCUCAUCCUGGCUGACUCCGACGAAGCUUCGGGCAAGGGCAGUCUGGCCAGGCUCAUUCAGAGGUGGAACCGCUUUAUUCUCACUCAGCUACAUCAGGACAUGCAGGAGCUGGAAGUACCCCAGGCUUACCGAGGCGCCGGGGGCAGCAGCUUCUGCUCGUCGGGGGACUCUGUCAUAGGACAGCUGUUCAGCUGUGAGAUGGAGAAUUGCAGCCUUUGCCGCUGCGGCAGCGAGACCGUGCGAGCCUCGUCCACCCUGCUCUUCACACUCUCCUACCCAGAGGAUAAAUCUGGGAAGAACUGUGACUUUGCCCAGGUGCUACAGAGAAGUAUCUGCCUGGAGCAGAACACACAGGCCUGGUGUGACAACUGUGAGAAGUACCAACCCACGAUUCAGACCCGCAACAUUCGCCAUCUGCCAGAUAUUCUUGUUAUCAACUGUGAAGUGAAUAGCUUGAAAGAAGCUGAUUUCUGGAGAAUGCAGGCUGAGGUUGCCUUCAAGAUGGCAAUAAAAAAACAUGGUGGGGAAAUCUCGAAGAACAAGGAGUUUGCUUUGACUGACUGUAGGAAGGACCUGAGAAGCCCGGAGGGCAUGCUCGUGUGUCCCUCCGUUGAGGAGCUGAAGAAUGUCUGGCUGCCCUUUUCCAUUCGCAUGAAGAUGACCAAGAACAAGGGGCUGGAUGUUUGCAAUUGGACUGAUGGGGAUGAGAUUCAGUGGGGCCCGGCCAGGGCAGAGGAGGAGCAUGGUGUCUGUGUGUACGACCUGAUGGCCACCGUGGUGCACAUCCUGGACUCGCGCACAGGGGGCAGCCUGGCGGCCCACAUCAAAGUCGGUGAGACCUACCACCAGCGCAAGGAGGGGGUUACCCACCAGCAGUGGUAUCUCUUCAAUGACUUUCUUAUUGAACCCAUUGACAAGCAUGAAGCUGUGCAGUUUGACAUGGACUGGAAAGUGCCUGCGAUCCUAUAUUACGUCAAAAGGAAUCUUAAUUCCAGAUACAACCUGAACAUCAAGAACCCUAUUGAGGCCAGCGUGCUGCUGGCGGAAGCCUCCCUAGCACGGAAGCAGAGGAAAACACACACUACCUUUAUUCCACUGAUGCUGAAUGAGAUGCCGCAGGUUGGGGACCUGGUGGGCCUGGAUGCUGAAUUUGUCACCCUGAAUGAGGAGGAGGCGGAGCUGCGCAGUGACGGCACCAAGUCCACCAUCAAGCCGAGCCAGAUGUCAGUGGCGAGAAUCACCUGUGUUCGAGGCCAGGGGCCCAACGAGGGUAUCCCCUUCAUUGAUGACUACAUCUCUACCCAGGAGCAGGUGGUUGAUUACCUGACCCAGUAUUCGGGCAUAAAGCCAGGAGACCUCGAUGCCAAGAUUUCCUCUAAGCACCUUACCACUCUCAAGUCGACCUACUUAAAGCUCCGUUUUCUCAUAGACAUUGGCGUCAAGUUUGUGGGUCACGGCCUACAGAAGGACUUCAGAGUCAUCAACCUCAUGGUGCCCAAGGACCAAGUCCUUGACACUGUCUACCUGUUUCACAUGCCCCGAAAACGAAUGAUUUCCCUGCGAUUUCUUGCCUGGUACUUUCUAGACCUGAAGAUUCAGGGAGAGACCCACGACAGUAUAGAGGAUGCCCGCACAGCGCUGCAGCUCUACCGAAAGUACCUGGAGCUGAGCAAGAACGGCACUGAACUGGAGUCUUUCCACAAAGUACUCAAAGGUCUAUAUGAGAAGGGGCGGAAGAUGGACUGGAAGGUGCCUGAGCCAGAGGGCCAGACGAGCCCCAAGAAUGCAGCUGUCUUCUCCCCGGUGCUGGCGCUCUGAGCUCACCUUCCCCUGACCAGCUACUUAACUCUCCCUCAUUGUUCUGUGGCCCCAGAACUGGGAGAUGACUUUCCAGGUUGGCUAUACCCUGUCCACUUCUCAGGGUCUGCAGACGGUGCUAUUCAUAGAACUGGAAAUGCAGCAGAGCUGUGCAGAGGGUCUAAAAGCCAGACCCCUUUUUCGUGGGUCACAGAGUGGUGUGCCAGAAACAGUUUUGAGGUGACCCAGGUGGAAAGUAGUCGGUGUUCUUAAUAAAUAUGCUAGGGAAAUCAUAUCCAGAAGCUCCUGGAGUGAAAACUUACUGCCUAGUUCGUUAAGACACAACAGUAACUCAAGAUUGACCGCCAGUCUCUGCGGGGUGCCCGGAGGCAAGCUUGUGGCGCCAUCCCAGCAAACCAGUGUUGCCAACACCACCACUGCCAAAGCGACCCGCCGUCCUGGACAGGAGUGGCUGGCCUCCGCCUCCCACAGCCGGGAGGCCUCGUCUUCCAUCCACUUGCCUGUCCCAAGUUUUGUUUCCUGUUAUUUUUUAAAAUUUUUGUUUUAAACUGCAUGUUUUGUAAAAUAAAACCAA